Molecule: messenger RNA, 1338 nt
Organism: Jatropha curcas
Lineage: Eukaryota; Viridiplantae; Streptophyta; Magnoliopsida; Malpighiales; Euphorbiaceae
Source: RefSeq, a predicted model, not a curated record
AUGGCCCAAUAUGAAUCUCCCUACACAUUAACUGGCCCAAAUAAUAUUCAAUUGAAAUGGUCUGAACCAGCCACUGCAUCAUGUGAAGCUCAUGGCGGAAAAUACAGAUAUCAGUCAAGGGAUGAUGGUCAUGAAGGUGAAACUAAAUGCUUCAAGAUGACCCAAGAUGGCCAGAGAAUGAAAGGUGCCUCCAAAAAAUUAAUAAUCCCAGGAAUAGGUUUAGUUUUGCUAGUUAUUGGAGUAUUUUUCGCUGGGCUUCGUCAUCUCCACAGGUCUAAUAAGAAAGAAAAGGAAAAUCAAGCGAGGAUAGAGACAUUCUUGGCAAACUACAAAGCUCUAACACCCACAAGAUAUUCGUAUAAUGAUUUGAAAAGGAUUACAACUCAAUUUAAGGAUAAAUUAGGCCAAGGAGCUUAUGGAACAGUGUUUAGAGGAAAGCUUUCUAAUGAGAUCUUUGUGGCUGUGAAGAUCCUGAACAGUUCAACUGGAAAUGGAGAAGAAUUCAUUAACGAAGUUGGAACAAUGGGAAGAAUACACCAUGUGAACGUGAUUCGCUUGGUUGGCUUUUGUGCAGAAGGAUACCAAAGAGCCUUGGUUUAUGAAUUCUUACCAAAUGAAUCAUUAGAGAAAUUCAUAUAUUCUAAUGACGGUGAUAAUAAUAAUCAUCAUUCCCUUGGCUGGGAGAAAUUACAAGAUAUUGCUCUUGGCAUUGCUAAAGGAAUUGAGUAUCUUCACCAAGGGUGCGAUCAACGAAUCCUACAUUUUAAUAUCAAACCUCAUAACAUUUUGCUUGAUCACAACUUCACCCCAAAAAUCUCUGAUUUUGGUUUGGCAAAAUUAUGCUCCAGGGAUCAAAGUAUUGUAUCCAUGACUACAGCUAGAGGGAAAAUGGGCUAUAUAGCGCCAGAAGUGUUCUCCAGGAACUUUGGGAACGUGUCGUAUAAAUCUGAUAUUUAUAGUUUUGGAAUGCUAUUGCUAGAGAUGGUUGGAGGAAAGAAGAAAGUGGAAGUUAAUUUUGAGAACACUAGCCAAGUCUCCUUUCCAGAAUGGAUAUAUGAUCAUUUGGAUAGAGGAGAGGAGAUAAGAAUCCGAAUUGAGGAAGAAGGCGACACAAAAAUAGUAAAGAAACUGACAAUUGUUGGAUUGUGGUGCAUUCAGUGGUUUCCAGUAGACCGUCCUUGUAUGACAAGUGUGGUUCAAAUGUUGGAAGGAGAAGGAGAUGAUUUAGCAAUGCCUCCUAAUCCUUUCAACUCUACAGGCCUUAACAGAAUGGAAGCAGCCAUGCCUUCAGGGAGUCUUCUUCACCAGCAGUUGGCAGUCAUCUCUGAAACUGAAUAA